This is a messenger RNA of Ilyonectria robusta, 256 nucleotides long. RefSeq lists its product as uncharacterized. The record is from RefSeq and is a predicted model, not a curated record. The coding region runs from base 37 to 216 and encodes 59 amino acids. The transcript has a single exon. NCBI's taxonomy places the organism in Eukaryota, Fungi, Ascomycota, Sordariomycetes, Hypocreales, Nectriaceae.
CAGUCAAAGGAAGAAGAUGCUGGCGACAGCUUCACAAUGGCAGGUUCUCAAUCGCUAGUCCAGGCAGGCGACGACUCACAGGACAGCCAGGCCAUCCUUGAGGCCUACACGGCUGAGUUUGGCGUCGCAACGGUACGUAGCCAGUGCCGCUGGUGGAUUUGUUGCACUGGGCGCGGGCCACCAGCGAGCAAGCAAACACAUGCAUGUGUGUGCUAACAAUUUAUGUUUGCUGCGGUAUAGCUCGGCAGUUCACCUC